AUGUAUGUUUUACACUUACUUGUAUUAAGCAUUUUAAUCGAAGUAUCCAAUACGCACUACUCUAUCUAUCAUUCUGAUCAAGUUUUACCGACUAAACUUGGCUUCGACUGUCUCUAUGCUCAUUUAACAGAUAACGAAGCAUACGAGGAUAUUCGUACUGAUACGACAUAUCAUUUAAUACCGUAUUGUCGAAGACCGACUGAACACGAGCAAGACGACGAAGAAAACACAACACUCUUAUUUAAUAACACAUAUAAUAGCAUGACAUACGCGGAUUUACGUCAAAAUGGUGUAACAACGGAAGAGUUACUUAAUUGGUCAGCACCUAUUGAUCUUGUUGAACGAUAUGCAAUCAACACGAUAGAUAAAACGAAUGUAUUUUACAAUUGUUCACCGCCUUGGUUCGGAUCCCGUUGCCAAUACAAAUUCGACAAUGAAGUUUCACUAUCGUUUGAUCAAAUUCUUCGAUUAAAUUUUCUUACACGGAUCAGAAUUACGGAUACUAUGCCAGAUUUUAGUCUUGGCACAUGUUAUCCAUUUUUGCCGAUGUGUUCCUAUAAAUUAUCAUCAAUGUGUCUUGAUUGGCGUGAGAUUUGCGAUGGAAAAUAUGAUUGCAUCAACGGUGAGGAUGAACAAGAUUGUCAAACUAUGGAAACGAAUGAAUGUCCUGACAAUAUGUAUCGAUGCCAUUAUGGUGGACAAUGCAUUCCCUUAGCAUUUGUGCGAGAUAAACAUAACCAUAUAGAUUGUCUCGAUGGGACAGAUGAAACUCUGCUAAUCGAACAAAUGAAAACUGUAUUCGGUGCCUUCUGCUUCACAAUUCCAACAUUUCAAUGCGAAGAACAUACGAGUCGUUAUCAACAUUCCUUUCAAUGCGGUGAUGGACAUUACUAUCCUUUUCAUUCGAAGAGUCGAACUGAUAUGAGCUGUGACAAUGGUCGAUACUCAAACUUGAAAUUAUCUCGAAAUCAUACUUUUACAAAUAUUUUCCACGAAUCUUGGAACCAACUAACAGAAUCGACAUUGCAGUCUAAUAUGCACAUUUGGAAUCAAAUAUUGACGAGUUCAGAAUCCAUGUACACAGUCAUUUCUUGCAAGAUUUCGUGCAUAGCUGAACGGCUCUUCAAAAUACAAAUGUACACCACUCAUUCGAUAUUUCAUUUCAUCUAUUUGCCGAAUCGAACAUUUCAGGAUUUCUAUCGUCAUCUGCGACCUGAUUUCAUUUGUUUUUACCCGCAGGAUUGCUUACACCUGGCUAGAGAUGCUAUCGAUAUUGGUUUAGAUAAUGGACUGGUAUGUUAUCCUACGAACGUUAUUACGAACGAGUCGUUAUCCAAUGAAACACAACUACGAAAAACUCUCGAUCAGCUGUUUUAUCGCUGUGUGACCACAGGGAUCGAACAGAACUGUUCGCAUCCAUCCCUGUUUCACUGUCCUAUUUCAUUGAAAUGUAUUUCCAAACAUCGGCUCGUUGAUGGUAUUACUGAUUGUUAUUAUAAUGAAGAUGAACUAGCCGAUAGUUGCCAAUUGAAUCACUCACAACGAUUUAUUUGUUCAUCGAAACCGAAUAAAUGUUUAGCGCCUAUUGCUUUAUACAAUCGAAAGAAUGAGUGUCAAGGCAAAGAAGAUGAAAUGGAUGAAACUCAACGGAAUAUUAUCAAAGGAUAUGUACCAGUCGGUCUUUUAUGUGACGGUACCACGGAACAUUUAUUGGAACAUGCAAACGAAACUGAUGAAACCAAUUGUGAAUAUUGGCCAUGUUAUAAUCCGUAUACGCGUUGCGAUGGAGUUGCAAAUUGUCCUGAUAGUACGGAUGAACUCAAUUGUCCUCGAUUAGAAUACACUGUACGCAUAGAUUCGUGCUCGAAAACGAUUGUUACGAAUUUAUUUUGUGAACGUGCGAUGCGCUCGAUUGCGCAGAAGUUCGAUAGUAAAAUUGUUUAUCCUAACAAGCGCAACACAACCAAAGAAAACAUUACUGAAUGUUCAAGAACGCCGCAAUGUUUUUCCAUCUCACAGAUAUGUCAACUCGACGUGUUAAAUGCAGCUUUUGAUCAAUUCUGUCAUACAUCUACUUACAAUCAGCCAUACGAGACGAUCAAGCACGAUUCGAAUUUACAUCGUCACAACUAG
Molecule: messenger RNA, 2133 nt
Organism: Adineta ricciae
Lineage: Eukaryota; Metazoa; Rotifera; Eurotatoria; Adinetida; Adinetidae
Source: the annotation of a GenBank genome assembly